Messenger RNA from Nothoprocta perdicaria, 9569 nucleotides. It is a transcript of the gene DCHS2, whose product is annotated as dachsous cadherin-related 2. The record is from RefSeq and is a predicted model, not a curated record. Lineage: Eukaryota; Metazoa; Chordata; Aves; Tinamiformes; Tinamidae. Gene Ontology annotation, biological process: homophilic cell-cell adhesion. The transcript is spliced from 23 exons. Gene Ontology annotation, molecular function: calcium ion binding. Bases 1 to 8607 code for a protein of 2868 amino acids. Gene Ontology annotation, cellular component: plasma membrane.
AUGGCCGAAAUCACUGACAAGAAAACAGCAGCUGAAAGGCUUUCUGCAGAAGUUCAACUGGUGAAUGUUAAAACUGAAUGCGAAGGRCCAAGAAAACCCAAGCCAAACUUAGUUAAGUUGUUCCCAUGUGCUAAACCCAAAGAGGAUCAAGAAACAACACCUGGUAGGCAGGAGUGGAAGCGUGCCCGUGUCUGCAAGGCACUAGCUGAGACUGUGCUGCCUUCAGACAGCGCAGGAAGGAGCCUGGCGGAAGGAUUCRCUUCUCCAGCUCUGUCUGGAGCAGUCCAAGCAGUCUCUGCCCCUGGACGGCUGCUACCUCAAUGCGAUGUGCACUGGAAGGGAUUUUUGCAGCGCUCCUACCAAGUACCAGGUCUGAAACCAAGUCUUGGUUUGGCUGAAGCGGCUGUCGCUGAAGAGGGAUCUCAAUAUCAUAUUCAGCCGAGCUGUCAGAACAGAGGUGUUCCAUACUCCCUUGCUCCAUACUCCCUUGCCUCUUCACACAUCUGCAAUGCCUAUAAAUCUUUUCAGCUCCAUCACGUYAAAGCAACAGAUGCAGAUGCAGACCAGUUUGGUGAAAUUGAGUAUUUUCUUUAUGAUGGGUUCAAUUACUAUGAAAAAUCUAAAGCUUUCCAGAUUGACCCACAUACUGGUCAAAUCUGUGUGUCUCAAGACAUUGAUAGAGAGGAAGAUCCAGCUACUUAUGAUCUCCUAGUAAAAGCUACAGAUGGGGGUGGACUGAGUGCCCAAGCUUUUGUUCGUAUUGAGAUAGAAGAUAUUAAUGAUAAUCAACCUGUUUUUGAACAAGUUACCUAUGUGACAAGCAUCAGCAGUCGCACACAGCCAGGAACAGAGAUCAUCAAUGUUGUUGCAACAGACAGAGACUCUGGAAUAUUUGGAACAGUCACUUAUGAACUUAUCCUGGGGGAAUUUUCUUCUCUUUUCACAGUGGAUUCUUUUACAGGAAUUAUAUACUUGAUCUCAGCUCUUGGCCACCUGGAAGGUUCUGCGUUGGUUCUGACUGUUUCUGCCCAAGAUGGGGGUGGUCUUUCCUCUGCUGUUAAUGCAGCAGUCACAGUAAACAUCCUUCAGGCYACUUUGGCCCCAGCCGUAUUUGAGAAAUCUCGGUAUGCUUUUUCUGUUCCUGAAGAUAUACCUGAAGGCAGCCCAGUUGGAACUGUAAAGGCCCGACAACCUCUGAAUUCUUUAGAAGUCGUUUCUUACAGAAUUUCCUCUGGUGAUCCAUAUGGAAGAUUCUCUAUUGACCCUCAAUUUGGUAUCAUCCACACCAAAAACCAGCUCGACCAUGAAACUCAGUCUGUUAUAUUASUUACUGUUCAGUCACAAUUGGGCAAUUCCCCUGUCUACAGUAGCACCCAGGUCAACAUAUCUGUGUUAGAUAUCAAUGACAAUCCUCCAGUAUUUCAUACCAAAUCUGGCAAAAUAAUUAUUUCACAUAUCUUGCCUCCUGGCACAGCUAUCUACAUUGCUCAUGCAGAAGAUAAAGACAGUGGCCUAAAUGGGGUAAUCAAAUAUAGUAUGGCAAGUGAGCAAUCAAAUGCAUUCAGUAUUGAUCCAGGCUUUGGAGUGGUGAACCUCACCAGGACAGUGUUUGCAGAUAAGCAGCAGGAAUAUAUUCUACACAUAGAAGCUGAAGACCAUGGAAACCCCCCUCUGAGUUCUUUGYUGAAGUUGUCAGUGAUUAUUGAAGAGCAAAAGAUGGGCCCCACUCUAGCUUUUGAAAAAUUGGUGUAUCAAGUAGAAAUCAGUGAAGCUUCCUUUCUAGAUGUCCAAGUCCUUCAAGUUCAAGCCCACUCCCUAGAUCCACAGCAUGUCAACUCCAAGCUGACGUAUUCCCUAGAGUCUAGUACAGAUUCUGUUGCUUUUGUAAUCAACUCUGAUACUGGCUGGAUUUAUCUUCGGAAACACUUGGAUUAUGAAUGUACACAGACAUUAAGUUUUAGAGCCCUGGCCAGUACCUUAGAGGACCAAAGCUCCAGGCAAAAUGCAAGUACUUUAGUAAUAGUUAAUGUCCUAGAUGAAAAUGAUAAUUCCCCCAUGUUUUUACAUAAUGACUACUACUUCAAAAUGGAGGAAAAUCCAGUUCCCAGGGGUGUUGUUGGCACAGUCACAGCUGUUGACAAAGACUCUGGAAGAAAUGGACAACUUUCCUAUAUCAUCUUGUCUGAUGGGACGUAUUUCAAGAUGAAUUYCAACACAGGUGAAAUUAUAAACUGGGUUGCUUUAGACCAUGAAAAGCAAUCUUACCACCAGUUGACUAUCCUGGUGACUGAUCAUGGGUCACCACAACGUAAUGCCACAACAACUGUCUAUAUCUCAGUCACUGACAUCAAUGAUAACAAGCCUAUCUUUCCACAGAUUCCUUCUGGAAAAGAACUAAAUGUCAAGGUUUUGGAAGGGCAGCCGUCGGGGACACUUGUCGCCAAUAUGUUUGCAAAAGAUUUUGAUUCUGGGAGCAAUGCUGAUGUAUUGUACUCCAUAGAAUCAGAAGAGAGUAUAGGAUACUUCAAGAUUGAUAUUAUCAGUGGAGAACUAAGAACAACUCAAUCUCUGUCAUACGCUGAGAGAUCAAGCUACAGAAUGGUGAUCACAGCCAGGGAUCAAGGAGUGCCUUCACUUCAAGGACAUGCUGAUGUGUGCGUCCAGGUAAUCCCACUUGCCAAAGGUAGAUCAGUCUUCUCUCGAGACUUCAAGCACUUUGUCAUACCUGAAAAUUUUAAACCAGCACAAGUAUUGACUUCUAUAAAGUUGUCUGAUAAUCAUCUGAUAAACCAUAAGAAACUGCAUUAUAGUAUUUCUGAGGAAGAUGAUUAUUUUGAAAUAGAUAGCUUGACAGGAGAUAUUUUUCUUUCCAAGGAUCUUGACUAUGAAACRGCUUCGCAUUUCCUUUUGCAAGUAACUGUAAAGGAUUAUGAGAAUACUCCUCCACAGAAUACGACUGUCUUCCUGCGUAUUGAUGUAGAAGACGAAAAUGACCAUUCUCCGCAUUUUCAGGAUGAUUUUAUAGUGAUUGGCAUAGAAGAAAACAUUCCUGUUGGCACUCCGGUGUACACAUUCAAUGCAAAAGAUGGAGAUGGCRGUCUCCUGAACAGCAAAAUAAAAUAUUCCAUAGAAAUGAAUAGUGUGGGUGAAAAUCCAUUUCUUAUUCACCCUUCAUAUGGCACCCUGAUCACGGCAUUUCCCCUAGACAGAGAGAUUGCUUGCUCUGUGGUCCUUACAGUGUCUGCAAUAGACCAGGCAAUAAAUCUGACGGAUCGCAGAUUUGAUUCCCUGACUGCGAAAAUUGUUGUUUUAGACAUUAAUGACAACAGUCCUAUUUUUACAUCUUCCCCUCAUUCCUAUGUCAUGGAGAAUGUGGAAGUGGGCUACCUUGUUCACCACAUUGUUGCAAAGGAUCCAGAUGAAGGAAAAAAUGGACAAGUGACAUAUCACAUUCUUUCAGGCAAUGAGAACAAAACAUUUGUACUGGAUGAGGUCACAGGACUACUAUCUACAUCACUGCAUUUGGACCGUGAGACUCAAGAACGCUACAAUUUGACUGUUAUGGCUCUUGAUGAUGGCAUCCCAGCGCUCUCUGCAACUCAGAUCCUCGCUGUAGUUGUUCUUGAUGUGAAUGAUGAGAGACCAAUAUUUCUGAAGCAAUUUUAUGAAACUUCAGUCUAUGAAAACCAAGAUCCAGGAGAGUUUGUCRUAGAGGUGGAAGCUGUGGAUAGAGAUUCAGGACUGAAUUCCUUGCUUCAAUAUGAAAUCUUACCAGGAAGUGGUUAUGGGAAUUUCAGGAUGAACUUAAACACUGGGAAGAUUGUGACAACCAUGUCACUGGACAGGGAAACUGAGGAGGUUUUCUAUAUUAAAGUUUUGGUUCGAGAUAGUGGAACUCCUUCGCUUUCAAGCACGGUGACUGUUAUCUGCAAAGUACUGGAUGAAAAUGAUUACUCCCCAAAAUUUCUUUUUCCUGUCUCUGAGAUUUGUAUUCUAGAAAAUCAACAGCCUUCUGUAGUUUACACUGCCUUGGCUGUAGAUGAGGAUGAGGGAAAUAAUGGAAUUCUAAGAUAURGAAUUAAUGGUGGAAACGCUGGAGAAUACUUCAGACUAAACAGUACCUCAGGAAAACUGUUGGCCACUCGUCGCUUAGACAGAGAAGAUAUUAGCAAUUUCACUCUUGUAAUUGAGUGCCAUGACCUGGGCAACCCUCCAAGAAGCUCUACUGCACAGUUAUAUAUAACAGUCUUGGAUGAAAAUGACAACAACCCAUCAUUUGCAAAGGACCGCUAUCAAAUCUCUGUAAGAGAAGAUCUAGAAGAAAGUUCAGUUGUCCUGGAACUUUUUGCUUCUGAUGAAGAUGAUGGACUAAAUGGUGAAGUAGUAUACUCUGUCAUUGAUGACACCUUUGGAGCAUUUGCUAUUGAUAGUGUGACCGGUUCUAUAGUUACUACACAGAUAUUGGACCGGGAGACCAAAUCAGUGUAUAUGUUUAGGGUGGUGGCAAGUGACUGCAGCACCCACUUGCCAAGAAGCACCACUGUCAGCAUCGUGGUACACAUUGAAGAUGUAAAUGACAAUGAUCCAGUGUUUUUACAGAAUCCUAUCAAAGCCUUUGUGCCAUUUGAAACCUCUGUGAAUGAGACAGUAGCCACUGUUAGAGCUGAGGACAUGGAUCUGGGUCUGAAUGGAUCGGUUGUUUUCAGUUUGAUGGUACCAGCACCUCUGUUUCAGAUUGACAGGUAUACAGGUGACAUCAUCCUUAAGGAGCCCUUGGUUUCCAAAAACUUCAGUACCCAACUGCUAGUGAUGGCUCUGGACCAAGGCAUCUCUCCUCGGACCGCCACAGCUAUGGUAGCUCUCUUUACAGAGGACCAAGAGGAGGAGAUUUCAUUCAGUCAGAGCUUCUAUGAAGCAAGCGUGCCUGAGAACAGUGCAGCAGGUACAUCACUGGUAACUGUAGAAGCUUAUGAACAGAAAUUAACAGGAGAAAGCAUAAAAUACAGCAUCUUCAGUGACAAAGAAAACAUGUUCUCCAUACAUCCCAUCACAGGUGUGAUCACAGUCAAAGAGCCAAAGUCGCUUGAUUAUGAAGCUAAGAAUAAAGUACAUCUUUUAGUGUUGGCCGAAAAUAGCGUGAAUUCAGCACUUGGUGAAGUGAUGGUUUGGAUACAAGAUGUGAAUGACAAUGUACCUAAAUUUGAGCAAAGCUAUUAUAAAGCGUCAGUAUGGGAAGGCCARAUUCCUAAAACAAAUAUCAUACAGGUAUUUGCAACUGACCUUGACAGUGGGCUGAAUGGAGAAACUGAAUACUCAAUUGUAUCUGGUAAUGAAAACGCAGCAUUCCUAAUUGAUUCAUCACGAGGGAUUUUAGCAACUAAUGCGAUCCUAGAUUAUGAAAACACUUCRUCUUACAGGUUGGUUGUACAAGCUGCUGACAAAGGAAAUCUCAGAUUUUCUUCUACGAGUGUUGUGAGGAUACAAGUGGUGGAUGUCAAUGACAACAUUCCGAUUGUUCAACCUCUCGACAAAGUGGAAAUUCCCGAAAAUGUCCUGCCAGGUUUUAUGGUGACUCAGGUGUCAGCAACAGACCUGGACUCAAGGCCAGCACUUCAGUUUGGUUUUAUUGAGGGUAAUGGUCCUGGAACAAAGUUUGCUAUUGAUCAAUAUACUGGUGUAAUCACCGUGGUGGAACCACUGGAUUUUGAGGAGACUACUGUGUAUAAGUUGGGAAUCAUAGUUUCGGAUUCUGUACAUCAAACAGAAGCAGAGGUCACUGUCCUGGUUUUGGAUGUCAAUGAUAACCCACCGGUGUUUACACAGAAUUCAUAUCAGGUGAGCUUGCCAGAGCUCACUUCGGUGGAUGCCUCUAUUCUGGCAGUCUCUGCUGUGGAUAGGGAUUCGGAGCCUAAUGGAAUGAUUUCCUACAAAAUGCUUUCUUCCUCUGAGGGAUUUUCUGUUGAUCCCGAGAAUGGUUCAAUAUUCACUACUAAACCUGUAAUACACCUGGGAAAGAAUUCUACUUUUCGACUCCUUAUAGAAGCUAAGGACAGUGGAAAUCCUGCUUUAAGUGCAGUUACAUCUGUAGAGAUACAAAUAGAAGAUGUAAAUGACCAUGCCCCAAAGUUCACAAGGGCGGUAUAUAACCUCAGUGUGAGUGAGGAUGCGUCAGUUGGAGAAAGAAUCCUCACAUUUUCAGCCAUUGACUGUGACUGGACACAUGAAAAUACACAUAUUGAAUACUCUAUUAUUGAUGGCAAUGCUGAUAAUCUAUUCUCUGUGGAAACAAGUCUCAUGGAGUUAGAAUCUUCUUAUAGACCUGUUGGCAAUCUUGUUUUGAGCAAUACCCUUGACAGGGAAACUGCUUCUUCCCACUAUUUGGUCCUCCUUGCAUCUGAUCAUGGAACACCUUCCUUAAAUUCAACUGCUACUGUACUAAUAACUGUACUGGAUGUUAAUGAUAAUCCACCUCUAUUUAGCAGCCUGGAGUAUCAUAUUCACGUCAAAGAAAGUCUUGCUAUAGGUAGCCAUAUCACUGAAGUUUCAGCAAAUGACUGUGAUGUGGGGGCUAAUGCAGAGAUCACUUACACUAUCAGCUCUGGAAAUGACAAAGGUUAUUUUCRCUUGGAUGGGAAAACAGGAUCAGUGGAUUUGGUGAAAACUCUGGAUUAUGAAGAUACUGUGAAGUUCACUUUGAUUAUCCAAGCCACAGAUGGAGGAGCUGAUGUUAAAAAUGUGGCUUUUUCUGUUGUUCUUGUUAGUGUCCUAGAUGACAAUGAUUAUGCCCCACUAUUUUUGUUUCCCAGCCUGAACUGCAUUGUCRGUGAAAAUCUGCCUACCUUUUCUUUUGUGUGCACUGUUAAGGCACUGGAUUUUGAUAAAGGCUCCUAUGGACACAUCACCUAUUCCAUCCAGUCUUCAUGUCUGGCUCAUCGCGAUGCUCCUAGAGACCAUGACAUGUUUUUCAUUGACCCUUUGACAGGAGAUGUUCAUACAAAGCAAAUGUUUGACUAUGAAAGUCAGAAUAGGUACUGUCUCAUAAUCCAAGCAAAAGACAAAGGUGACUUAUUGGCUACAAUUACAGUUCAGAUAAAUAUCGAGGGGAGAGAUGAAUUUGACCCAGUUUUUACUCAAGAUCAGUAUUUCUUUAAUCUCCCUGAGAAAAAUGAAGCAGGUCAGUUACUUGGCAAAGUGACAGCAUCAGAUAAGGAUGGUGGGCUGGAUGGAGUUGUUUGUUAUUCCUUGCUGAAAUCUUCUCCAUUCUUUUCUGUAAAUCAAACCAGUGGUAAUAUUUAUUUGACUCAAACUGUUCAGAGAAAGAAAAAUGGCAGCAAAAGGAAAGAAGACACCCUGGAGAUGUUAGUAAAAGCUCAUAGUCCAAAAAUUGACUCGAAGUUCACUGUGUGCACUGUUUUGGUAAAUGUUUCUAAUGCUCCUGAAAAUUAUGCCAUAGAGUCUGCAUACAGCCUUAUUGUUAGCAUUUUGGUCUCCGUUGUAGUAUUCCUAUUGCUUGCCAUCAGUGUUAUUGCACUCAUUCUCAGAUAUAAGCGAAAAGACACKACAAACUCUUGUGUGGGAAAAGAAGCAGCAUCCUCAUCAGCUGCUGAUUUAAGUUUGGCUAGCGAAGAUAAAGUCCCUAAGGACUGCCAGAAAAUCCAGAGUACUGAGAGCAGUAUGCUGCCCAUGGGUACCAUAGCAGAGUGGCUGAGCAUAGUCGGACUCGGAGAGCGGGAGGAUGUUGGUAGCCCCUGCAGGCAUUCAGAUGCUAGUGGCCGUGGUUCAGCUGCAGGAGAAACAGCAGAAGAUGAGGAAAUCAAAAGGAUCAAUGAACACCCUUGCAGAARGAGAAAUGGCUCACCUUUAAGUGAGCGAGGCUCACAGAUGCCGGAUUCAGGAAUUCCCAGAGAAUCCGGUCAACUAUCCUGUCAGUCUGGAGAAACUGAUGUUGUGGCUACCAGUCAAAGCUUGGAGAGCAUGCAGGCCCUUAAAGACGAAGGUGGAGAAGAAGUCUGCGACACGAACUAUGCACUUAACAGAAUGUUAUCUCAAACACUUAAGAAAAUUCAAACAAAAGAGAAAGACAUAAUGACARACUUCACAGAAGAAUAUGUCUUGACCUCAAAUAUGCAGGACUGCCAAUGUGAUUCAGCAGCUCUCGUCACCUGUGAUGCASAUCUCAGAGGGAAUUGUAAUUUGGAUUAUUUUUUCAGCUGGGAACCCAGAUUUCAACCUCUUGCUUCAGUGUUCAGCGAUAUUGCAGAGCUGAAGGAUGAAAAUGUACACAUUCAUAGCUUCCUUGAAGAAAAGAAAUCUAAUUUCCCUCCUCCCUUGAUAACAUCAGUAGCUCAACCUGGCAUAAGGACUGUGCCACCACGGAUGCCAAAUAUAAGCUCAGGACAAGCAUUUACAAAAUAUGCCCAUUCUCCCCUGACUCAUGAUCCUGGAUGCCCUCCACCAACCAUGACUCCCAGUUUUUCUCCUUCUUUCUCUUUACUUACUGUGCCAACACCUGCCGCUUCUCCAGUAAUGUCUGAUGGGAGAAAAAUAGAAACAUGUCUCAUUGGUCCAAGCCAUGAACUUUCAACAGAGAAAGAAAUGCAUGUCUAGAUAUUAACUGUUGAUAGUUUGGGGAAAAACAUAUGACUCAAAAUGCAUUUUGCUAUUCUUUAACACGUAAAACAAGCCUGUCAGAGCUGUAUCAUUAAUAGUCCUCUUUUGUGAGUUGAAAAGGUACCUAGGUAACAUAGCCACAAACUUUCUAACUCCUUAUCUUCUUUACAGAAUGCACUGUAAGUCCAUGAGUCCUGUCCUUUUUCAGCUCCCCACAACUGCAGUUUCCAUUGUAUCAAGCUAGAUGCUUGAUAACCAACUUGACAGAUUUUACUGUUUUUUGUUCUGCUUGUUUGUUUUCAUAAACUAUGUCAAUAUCAGUUUAAUGGGAAUAACUCUUUGCUGUGGAAAAAUCUUCAUUUGCAUGCUGAUGGGUUCUGACUUUCUGUGUUUGUAUUGAAAGAGUGUAUUAGGGGGAUGUGUAAAUAUGACAAGGUUGAGGAUGGUCAAGAAUAAAGGAGAGAUAUCUAGCUAUAGCUGCACAGACUUCCCCCCGACUUCAACACCUCCAUCCUAUUGACCUGGUGGGCCUGAUACAGUUGCACCGCCUGCAGUGGCUCUCCAGUGGGCUUUAUUAGAUAUCUUCAUGUUGUAGAAGCCAACUUGAAAGAUUCUAUGCAUUUUUUUUCAUCUUCAAAUGUUAUGCCUGAGAGUCAUGGUGUUUGAAUGAUAACUGAUCACUUACGGAAUCCUUUGGAAAACAGAAUAACCAAUAGUAAGAUAAAAGCAACCUUCCUUUUUAUUAUUACAUCUAUAAUAGACACCCAUUAUAUUUCUGUCAUGUUAUAGCAGCAGGUCUGGUCCCCAGACAGCUGCAGAGUAUGACAGGGUUACAGUUCUGAAGGGUUUGUAUGCCUCCAUAUCAUUCUUUGGUCCUAUGCUGGCCAGCUCUCUGCAAGACCAGAUAAUCUGGCCUUUUUUAUUUUUCUUAUAUAUAUAUAUGUAUACACACACAUAUA